CAAAACUAGUCACAACAUCGUGGAGCGGAAGCCAGUCAGCAGCCCCGCCGAGUGAACCAGUUAAAAGCCAGAGAAAUAGUCUGAGAAAAAUAGAGAGAGAGAGCGAGUUACCCAGAAAGCUUUUUGGAGACAGGAGUAAGCAAGUUUUUCUGAGCCAAGUGAACGCAGCUUUCGGCGAGGCGAAACCACACUCGAUUGAUUCAUUGCCACCGAGCCACUGAACCGCCUCGCAUUCCGCGAAUACCAAAAAAAAAAAAGUCCGCCGAAAAUGUUGCGAACCUUUGCCAUUCUGUUGCUGAUCGCGUUAACCGUUAAUGCGCGAGCUGCACCACAGCGCACCACCGUUGCGCCGGAAAUCGAAACCACUGAGGAUGCACCCGAGGAGUCCACCUACAUGUCCGUGGAAGAAGGAACCGUCACGGUGGACGUCGAUUCGGAUGUGAUACUGACCACCAGUCCCGAGGGCGAAGCUUUCACGGAGGGAAGUCCGAUGGCCAUCACGGAGGAACCACUUCCAGAUUCGGUGGUGCAGCAACUGGAGAUGGAAAGGGAGCAGGAGGAGCGGUUGAAAAAUCCCGAAAAGCCGGAAUCUGACACGGAUUUAGAAUCGGAUAACGAGGAGCCAAGGGAAACAACCACUGAGCAGCCAAAGCCAGAGAACUCAACCACCAAGCGCAGUUUCAAGUUUGGAGAAACCACACUGCCACCGAGUUUCAUCACAACCACCCUCGCUCCCAGAAUCUUCAGCACCACUAAACCACAAGAGGACACAACAACUCCUUCUUCUGAGACCGAAGAAACCACUGAAACUCCGGAGGCGAAGACCCUGAGGAACUUUUUCGAGCGGAGACCUGUGCCAGUGGGAGAUUUCGAUUUGGACAUGGCCGAGAACCGAAUGGAAACCACCACGAAUGCAUCUCCGCAGGAGCCUUUCGAUUUGUCCAUGAUUAUGACCACCGAUGCCGCUUUGGUGGAGGAGGAUCCAUUGGCCAGAAGUGAAUCCGAUCAGGCAGGGUCUGCUGAAACCACUGUGGUGCCAAUAUACCAAUCAGUUAACAACGCAGCUUUCAUGGUGAAAGAACCACAGCCUGAAAUAAAUACUGAGGUGCCGAAAAUAGUUGAAGAAGUUGCCACCACUGAACCUGCGAUACAAGAAUCUACAGAAGGCCCACUGGUUUCAUCCACCUCUGCACCCGAAACCACCACAGAGGCUCAGGAGACCACAACUCCAGUUCCUAGCACCACCGCCUCCACAACUGCAACCACUCAGGCUGAGGAAACCACAACGGCAGCUCCGAGCACCACCACAACCACUGAGGCUGAGGAAACCACAACUCCAGCUCCUAGCACCACCACAACCACUGAGGCAACCACUGAAGCUGUCUUACUGACCACCAAAGUGGAAGCAUUGCUAAAUGCUCAGCCAGAAACCACCACAAGUGCUCCGGAGACCACAACCACCACAUCAACAAGUACUAGUAGUACCACUAGUACCACUAGCACCACUUCCACCACCAGCGCUCCAACCACCACCACCACCACCACAACCACAGUGCGUCCCAUUCAAACGCGUGCUCCACGGGUGGAGCGAAUUUUCAACUCGGACGGAGUGGAGGUGCUCUACGGCUACUCGUCGGUGGUGCGAACGAACAGCUCGUGAGCGGUGCCACGGGUGGCCUGCACCACCAAGAAUGCGACCUUGUCAAGGUCGAACAACUUGCCAUAAUGCGGAGACGGGGAGACAUUGAGCGAUCGGUGAUCGGCUUGUUUUAGGCAAUUUUCAAUUCUAAACGAGUUUUACAAAAGACAAUAUUUAAAUUUUUAAACAACGGUCCCCACAGUGUGAUAAACCAAAAAACAUAACGCUGCGUAUGAAGAUAUCGGAGAUACGGAUACGAAACCACAAAGACAUGAAACAAAACAAAUAAUAUAAUAUUGUGCAAAAUUGUGUACGGUGUGCCAAACGACAAAAAUGCGGAGAAAUGCUGGCGAUAAGCGAUUUUAUAAAUUAUAAAUAAAACAUGAACACCCA
Drosophila ficusphila is the source of this 2032-nucleotide messenger RNA. Its product is annotated as integumentary mucin C.1. The coding region runs from base 269 to 1660 and encodes 463 amino acids. NCBI's taxonomy places the organism in Eukaryota, Metazoa, Arthropoda, Insecta, Diptera, Drosophilidae. The record is from RefSeq and is a predicted model, not a curated record. The transcript has 3 exons.